AUGCGCUUUCGCCGGCCAAGGUGGCUCUGCGGUGGCAGCAGCACCAAAAGUAAGGCGAGGAAGCGCUAUCUCCAGACGAAGGUGCACAAGUUCAAGUAUGGCGGCCCGGCAGUCAAGGGGGACUGCUACCCCCUCUUUGAGGAUGGCCGAUGCUACCGGGUGGAGGUGGACAAGCGCAAGUGGUUCCUCUACAACGACACAUUAGAUAUGGAAAUGCACAUCAUCUUCACCUUCCAUAAGACAACUGCCGUGUACAAAACAGCGCAUGGACGGACGAAGGUGAGGACGACACCCGCCGGUGGGACGGAGUGCACUGUCGUCGUCUAUCCGCUGGAGACGCUGCCGUAUGUGAAAUUUGCCGAGAAGACGCAGAUCAUGUACAGCGCUACGAGGACAUCUCGCGGCCUGGACCCGAAUUACAUUGAGAGGAUCAACCGCGAGGCGAAGGCGAAGUGCCUGAGCGAGACACAAAAGGUGGCCGGCGUGGCUGGGGUGAGCCACGAUGAGGAGGAGCUCCUGUACAGGUGCAGGAAGAGUAAUAUCCCAUACGUUGACAUGAGUUUCCAUCCGUCACAGGCGUCUUUGCAGCGACCUCACGACAAGAACAGCGUGGCGAACAUGACCUCCAUCACGUGGAGGCGGCCAAAAGACUACAUACCGGCGAUGGCGCACAAGGAGAUCAAACUGUUCCGCCACGGCGUGGACGCUGACGACAUUGAGCAGGGUCACCUCGGUGACUGCUGGCUUAUGUGCUCCAUUGCGGUCGUGGCGGAGAGCAAGACGAUGGUCAAGGACAUCUUCCGCCACCCUGUCUCCAGGUCGAAGCGCUUGAAGGAAGAGCAGGCGGGUGGCUACCGCGUGUACCUGAACAAGAACGGUUGGUUCUGCAACGUCAUUGUCGACAGUUACCUGCCGACGUACAACGGAGUUGUGUACUUUGCCCGCUCCGCCGGAGACCCGUACGAGUUGUGGGUGUCGCUGCUGGAGAAGGCGUACGCCAAAAUCCACGGCUCGUAUGCGUCCAUUAUCGGCGGCAAUCCCCUGCACGCCCUUCAGGAUUUGACGGGGUUCCCGGUGUACGCCUUCACAAAGACGUGGAGGGCGGCAGCGAAUGAGGAAGAGGUCGCAUCGCAGUUCUUCAAGGACCUGUUGCGCUACCGAAAAAGUGGCUAUCUUAUCUCCAUCAGCACUCCAGGCAAGGACACGAGCGCAUACAACGUUGACAGCAGGACUUCGAACGAGGCAUCGCUCGAGGCGCGCUACAAGGCGGCGGGGCUGAGCACCGGCCACUCCUACUCGGUGCUCAAGGUGCGCCAGUUUCUUAUCCCGCGAGUGAAGCUGCUGAAGAUUCGAAACCCGUGGGGCACCGGUGACGAGUGGACCGGCGCGUGGGGCAAGAACAGCGACAAGUGGCAGAAGCACUUGCUGGUGCGCCGGUCCUGCAAGCCGAGCAAGGUGAGUGACGGCACCUUCUGGAUGGAGUGGAGGGACGCGGUGCGGUUCUUCGAGGGUGGCGGGGUGUGUAUGGUGAAGAAGUCCUGGUUUCAGUACCGCUUCCCCGGCAGCUUCGUUGGCAUCAUUCCCUCCGUGGUGCUCAGGAUCGAACUCAAGAAGAGGCAGAAGGUUUUCUUCACCUUAUCCCAGAAAGACCGCCGCCUGCGGAGUCCCGGGGACCCGGAGGAGCUGUACAAGGGGCUGCUCAUCUGCGUAACGGGGCGCAACGCAGAGAAGGACACACAGCAGAUUGUGGCUCUUAGCACCGAGAACCCUGAGGUGCAUCCGCCCGAUCGGUACGAGUACAUUAUUGCCCGUGACGUUGGGCUCGAGCUCGAGCUUGACCCCGCGCAAUCUCCGCUCUACGUCAUUCCGCGCAUUAUGGUGGCGAACCGCAAUGGCCCGAAGGAUUUCACGUUGAGCAUGCUGACUCCCAACAAGUCGACUGCGAGCGGCCUGCGGGUGUCGUUUGUGCGCCUGCCCGACACGUGCCCGACGUUCCGCAACGUGGUUUCCUUCAAGAUGGACGGGGAGAAAGCGGAACAUGUGCAGUUUCAGUACAAGAAGCGCGGCGGCGCUCCACGCAUGAAGUCCGGCAUCACCGUCUUUGAGGCCACUAACGUGAAGGAGAAGUACCCCUUCCCCUGCUGA
Molecule: messenger RNA, 2145 nt
Organism: Leishmania braziliensis MHOM/BR/75/M2904
Lineage: Eukaryota; Euglenozoa; Kinetoplastea; Trypanosomatida; Trypanosomatidae
Product: putative calpain-like cysteine peptidase
Exons: 1
Coding region: 1-2145 (714 amino acids)
Biological process (GO): proteolysis
Molecular function (GO): calcium-dependent cysteine-type endopeptidase activity
Source: RefSeq, a predicted model, not a curated record